UCCCCUUCUUUCUCCCUCUCUCUACCUGUUCUUCUUAAAAGAUCACUGUGUUCUCAUCUUUUCUAAUCGAGACCCUAAUUAAUCUCAAACCCUAACCCUAGCAGAGAUCAACCCAGUGCGAUUGCAGGAGAGUAGAUGCGAUCCCGUUGCGGGAACUAGUUGGAUCCAGACGCAGGAGAGAUAAAUUUGGGGGAGUAAUUUUUCUAGGGUUUUCUGUGAUGAAGGAUCCCUUGGAUAAAACGAAGGUCGUGCUUCGGCACUUGCCGCCUUCGAUCUCGCAGUCGGCGUUAAUGGAUCAGAUUGAUGCUAGAUUCUCCGGCCGCUACAAUUGGUUCUCGUUUCGCCCUGGGAAAUAUAGCCAGAAGAAUCAGCGGUUUUCACGAGCCUACAUUGAUUUCCAGAGCCCCGAAGACGUUGUAGAUUUUGCUGAAUUUUUUGAUGGACAUGUAUUUGUCAACGAAAAAGGUACUCAGUUUAAGGCUCUUGUAGAGUAUGCACCAUCACAACAUGUUCCAAAAGUAUUAUCUAAGAAGGAUGGUCGUGAAGGAACUAUAUUCAAAGAUCCUGAAUAUGUGGAAUUCCUUGAGUUCAUUUCAAAACCUGUUGAGAAUCUUCCCAGUGCUGAGAUUCAGUUGGAAAGGAGAGAAGCAGAGAGAGCUGGCGGACCAAAGGAAUCUGUCAUAACAACACCUCUGAUGGAUUUUAUUCGCCAGAAACGUGCAAUUAAGAGUGGGUCUCAGAGAUCAUCAUCCAGUGGAAAACUUAGUAGAAGAGCUGGAGGAGCUCUGAGUAGCAGCUCCAUUUCUUCCAAGCGAGGUGCUGAGAAGAGAAGAGGCCUCACUUCAAUGUAUGUUUUAAGGGAUAACGGGAAGACUAAUAGUAAUGUGAAGGACAAGGCGGGAUAUACGCUAGUGUCAAGGAAAGAGGGACAAGCUUGCAGAAGAGAAGUAUCAGAAGAGGCUAUGGACUCGAAUGAGUCCACACCCAUUGUAUCUGGAAGUGUUGAAAUUGGGAAAAGGCGAGUUGUGCUUCUUAAAGGAAAAGAAAGAGAAGCUUCUCAUGUUUCUGGUAGUUCAUCACAGCAGCAGAGUGCAACAGCUUUGGUAAGAAACUUAAAUGGCUCAAUUUCUUCUAAACAGAGCCAACGGCAGGAGGCCAGCGGAAGAAUUAUUCGAAGCAUACUUUCCAACAAAGGUACGCAUCAGAGUCGAUCAUAUGUGGGAAGUCAGUCUGAGCAGCAAACACAGGCAGUGAACUCUGAGAGAGAGAAGCGUCCCCCUCGUCCUCCUAAUCCUCGUUUAAAUUUUAAGGAUCAUGUUAUAGGUAGUGCAAAACAGUUGUCUUCCCCUGAUGUUGAUGGAAAGAGAAUGAUAGAUGAUAAAUCUGCUAUGAGUAAUCUACAUGGUUCAGUAUCUAUAGUUGACAAGAAUGAUAGGCGUGUGAGAAACAAAGACAGGCCUGAUCGUGGUGUUUGGACCCCUCGUCAUUCUGAUGGAGUCCACGUUAACAAUGACAAUUCUUUUUCUGCACAGCAGUUAUCAGAUGCCCUGGAAGGAAUCUCUCAACAAACACUUGGACAUAAAAACAGGGAUGAAGACAUGGAUAUUCAAACUGCUCAAAGAGCGUGUGUCAGUAAUUCUAUGGCUGCAUAUGACGAUUCAAUGACUCACGGAGAGAUGAAACUGGAUCUGCAAAAUUCAAAUAGAAGGGCAGAGAAUGGUUUAUAUAGGCAUAUUGGGCGUCGUGGAUCAGGACAUGGUAUGAAGGAUAUGGAUGGCUCUGUUAAUUUUUCUGAGGGAAAGCCGUGCAAGAGAGGGAUUUCUGCAGGUUAUGGUUCCCAUGAGAAACAAGUAUGGGUUCAAAAGUCAGGUUCUGGUUCGUAGUUCUUUAGUUGUGGAUGCAUUUUACCAGAACAGUGAUAAAAAUUUUGGUUCGGGCUUCAUCCCCUUAUCAAUUUUGGAUCCUUGAUGUUGAUACGGUGCCUCAAUAGCAUGACUCCUUGAUGGAUUGGUAUUCGAGAAGCAUAUGGCACUGCCAUGUCCUUGCCUUCCAAAUCUUCCAAGUUGUGAAAUAAGUGCAGUGUAAAUUAUUCGCUACUAGCAGAUGAACAGAUACCUGGUAACUCUUUACAAGUUCAGAAGGACAUAUCUAGCAAGAUGGAAAUAUACAGAAAUGGUGAGGGCGCAAAUUUUUACCUUGGUAUAGGAUGUUUCCUCUUUAACCCAGAACCAGAAGGUACUGUGGAGAAAUACAGAAUGUUAUUGGAUUUCUCAAUGCUGCUUCAGGGAAAUCUUGAUGGGAAAACCUCCCAUGAGGUAUACAAGUUUGGGUGUGGUCACUUGCUUCUCUAAGUGUAUGAUGAGUUUAGAGUUUUCUAUUUUGUAAUGGUUGUGAAUAUGGCAGUUACUGCUGUCUCCUGCUGUUAAUAGAUCUAAUGAUCAUAGUAUGUAGACUUAUUAUACUAAACCGAAAAGGCUUCUGCAUAAAAGGAUGUGUUGUUCCUUUUGGGUGUUCAGUGGUAUGCUGAGCUGGCUGCUUGUGGGUCAGCCGGCUGACUGAUGACGAUGGAAAUUGUGGGAAAAUAGGCAAGCUGGGUAUGUAGUGUUUUCUGUGUAUUAGUGACCUUAACUGAUGCUUUUAUGAUAUAUAAUAUCAGAUUACAUAUUGUUUCG
This is a messenger RNA of Asparagus officinalis (garden asparagus), 2672 nucleotides long. Its product is annotated as regulator of nonsense transcripts UPF3-like. Gene Ontology annotation, cellular component: nucleolus; cytoplasm. The record is from RefSeq and is a predicted model, not a curated record. Gene Ontology annotation, molecular function: mRNA binding. Lineage: Eukaryota; Viridiplantae; Streptophyta; Magnoliopsida; Asparagales; Asparagaceae. The transcript has 12 exons. Gene Ontology annotation, biological process: nuclear-transcribed mRNA catabolic process, nonsense-mediated decay; positive regulation of translation. The coding region runs from base 219 to 1883 and encodes 554 amino acids.